AAAAUCUAACAGUUAAAUACAAAGCAGUGGACAAGUGCCUGGAAACAGUAGAAAACACAUGGAUGUUAGAAGUGCUGUUUUGCAUUGUAACUCUCCUCAAUUAAAGUGAUACGUCAACUCUCCAGCAAACAUUCAUUAAAUGUAAUUCUCUGUACUGUUGAGGGGAUACUAAUUGUUGAUGCACAAAAUAGCUCGAAUGAAGAAUAGUACACCACGGCAGCAACCACAACAGCUCCAACCAGAAUACCUUCAAGCCCUGGGGUUGUACCUCAGGGUAGACACUGGAUGCCCAAAUCAGUACAUAGAGGAUAUUAUGCAAUAAAGGGCUGAUAUGUUAACAAAGCUAAAGAAGCAAUAAAUCUAAUUAAAAAGCGGUGGUUGGAGGUAUUUAUAACCAUCCAAAGUUGCUUUCCAUGUGGUAAAUCCCUAUUCAUCAAUCUUGAAGCGAUAGGCUGUAGCUCUACGGGGUCCAUGGGGUGGAUACUCUCCUGUGUCAGAGCAUUUAAUAUGAUACAAGUGACAUGUCAUCUAGCAGGACUGAGGGUGACCAAAGAGCAGUGGUGUUAUUCUGGUGAGAAAGAAAACAGCACGCUUUUCAUGAGCCCUAUUAUUUUUUAAUUUGGUUGGUAGUAAGAUUUUACACCCUUGAUAUAAUCUCUUUUUCCUCGUAAAAAGUUUGAGUCUUUAUAAACCACAUCAUAGUGUUUGGAGUUCACCAAAAACAUUAUCAUAAGUAGUAGAAAAAAAACCAGAGGAAAUAUGGAUGACAUUCAAUGGCUUCCUUCUUCUUCAUCCUCGAGAACCCAGCCUGUGCUGUCUUUGAACCAUGUUUCAUUUGUGUGCAAGUCUGUGGCCAAAUCUGCGAGGUUCUAUGAAGAUGUGUUGGGGUUUGUCCUCAUCAAACGCCCUUCUUCUUUCAACUUUGAAGGAGCAUGGUUGUUCAACUAUGGUGUUGGAAUCCAUUUGUUGGAAUCUGACAAUGCUCCAACAAAGAAAGAGAAGAUCAACCCCAAAGAUAAUCACAUUUCUUUCCAGUGCUCUGAUAUGGACCUGGUUAUCCAGAAACUGGAGGACAUGAACAUUGAUUAUAUAACUGCAGUGGUGGAGGAAGGUGGCAUUAAGGUUGAUCAGCUGUUCUUCCAUGAUCCUGAUGGAUACAUGGUAGAGAUCUGCAACUGUCAAAACCUUCCAGUUCUUCCACUUUCCUCAUGCCCUCUUAAGCUUCCUAGUUCCAGCACUAACAAUGCAGUUUCUUCAUUUUAUGGGAAGCCAAGCUUGGAGAUGCAGUGUUCUGCAGAAGUUGCUGCUCUGAUGAUGGAGAACUUGGCGGUGGAUAUGAUGGAUAUAUCAAUCUGAGAGAUUGCCAAGGGGAUUUUUGUUGUGAUUUAGUGAAUGUAUCCUGAAAAUUUGUGUACAAUGUCUGUGCAAAGAGGGGAUGAGAGGUUUUGGUCUUGUAAGAAACACAGCUGGUAGGGAUUUGUUUUUCAAGUUACCUAGAUCUGAUCAUGCACUGCUUAAUAAAAUUUUCCCCUUGUAUGUCAAUCAAGUAUGUUCAAAAAAUCAAACUUAUUAUUCAUAAGACUGAUAUUGUACAAUUAUACAAC
Rubroshorea leprosula is the source of this 1604-nucleotide messenger RNA. The record is from the annotation of a GenBank genome assembly. NCBI's taxonomy places the organism in Eukaryota, Viridiplantae, Streptophyta, Magnoliopsida, Malvales, Dipterocarpaceae.